Messenger RNA from Lepisosteus oculatus (spotted gar), 5110 nucleotides. It is a transcript of the gene kcnc2, whose product is annotated as potassium voltage-gated channel, Shaw-related subfamily, member 2. Gene Ontology annotation, biological process: protein homooligomerization; potassium ion transmembrane transport. Gene Ontology annotation, cellular component: neuronal cell body membrane; dendrite membrane; postsynaptic membrane. Lineage: Eukaryota; Metazoa; Chordata; Actinopteri; Semionotiformes; Lepisosteidae. The record is from RefSeq and is a predicted model, not a curated record. Gene Ontology annotation, molecular function: delayed rectifier potassium channel activity; protein binding.
UAAGGCGGUCUAAGAACUCAUUAGAUAUAUUUUCAACAGACAGGGAAAAAAAAGAGUUGCCUGUCUUAUGCCACGUCUCUUAAUUUAUAAAACGCCUUUUUAAAGAACCACGGGUGAAAGAUAUGUUUCAUGGGGUGUGCCCUGGUUUGAUUUCAGGAUAAAAGAAGCAAAUUGAGUUGCAAAAGCGAAGAGUAUUUGAUGAUUUCGAAACACAGAGGCUCAUAAAAUCCCAAGAGUGAAAAAGGAGAAGGUGAUUGAUCAAUAGUGAGCAGAGAUAUCAUUCCGUUUGACUUCACCUGCUUGUGUGCGAGAGAGGGGAAGAAAGGGAAGGGACUGAUACAGGCAAAACAGCACAGCACGCUCGCAAAGAGAGCUGUUGCCUGAGAUCAUUUGCACAGGGAGAAACCAGGGGAAGUCUGACGUGCAGUAAACGGAUUUUUCUUUUCCUUCAGAUUACCUACAGCAAUGCAAUAAUACACAAGGCUUUCAAUUGAACGUUUAACAAAAUGAAAGCAAUUUUCUUUUGACGAGUAUCACGUUCGAUGGCGUUUACUGAUCUUACCGAAGUGGGAGGUACUCAACUGGCUUUUACAUAGACUACUUUUUAAAAGAAAAAGAAGGGGGAAAAAAAGGGUAGACAAAGCUGCGAUCUCCCAUUUUUUUCGAGUCAUGUCUGAUCCGGAGCGAUGGGCAAGAUCGACGACAACGAGAGGAUAAUCCUCAAUGUUGGGGGAACCAGGCACGAAACGUAUCGGAACACACUGAAGACCUUGCCGGGCACACGGCUAGCUCUGCUCGCUUCCGAGUCUGAUAUAGAGUCCGGGGUGGAUCAGCAGCAACAAGUCCCUGGCUACAUCGAGUACAACCCGAAGAACAACGAGUACUUUUUUGACCGCCACCCUGGGGUUUUUGCCUAUGUACUCAACUAUUACAGAACCGGGAAACUUCAUUGCCCUGCCGAUGUCUGCGGUCCGCUCUUCGAGGAAGAGCUGGCUUUCUGGGGUAUCGAUGAGACCGAUGUGGAACCCUGCUGCUGGAUGACCUACCGGCAGCACAGGGACGCGGAGGAGGCGCUCGAUAUUUUUGAAAUAAGCGGGGAACCUGGGGUUGGAGAAGGGGAGGACGAAGAAUUGAGUAAGAGGCUUGGCAUUGAGGACGUGGUGUCACCCGAAGGCAAUGUCAGUCGCUGGAAAAAGUGGCAACCGGUGAUUUGGGCUCUGUUUGAGGAUCCCUAUUCUUCCAGAACUGCGAGGUUUAUCGCCUUUGCCUCCUUGUUUUUCAUCCUUGUGUCAAUCACAACCUUCUGCCUGGAGACCCAUGAGGCUUUUAACACAGUUAUAAACAAAACCGAACUGAUAAGGAAUGAUAGCCAAUUUGAACUGGUCUCACAAUAUGAAAUUGAAACGGACCCAGCACUGACAUAUGUGGAAGGAGUCUGUGUACUCUGGUUCACUUUUGAAUUUCUUGUGCGUGUCAUUUUCUGCCCUGAUAAGCUUGAAUUUGUCAAAAACCUCCUGAAUAUCAUUGACUUUGUGGCUAUUUUGCCUUUUUAUCUGGAAGUGGGUCUCAGUGGGCUUUCAUCCAAAGCUGCUAAAGAUGUGCUGGGCUUCCUCAGGGUCGUUAGGUUCGUCAGAAUCCUACGAAUCUUCAAGCUAACCCGCCAUUUUGUAGGACUGCGAGUGCUGGGACAUACUCUUCGAGCUAGCACUAAUGAAUUUUUGCUGCUUAUUAUAUUUUUGGCUCUGGGGGUGUUAAUAUUUGCCACCAUGAUUUAUUAUGCUGAGAGAAUAGGUGCAAGUCCCAAUGACCCAACAGCCAGUGAGCACACAGAGUUCAAAAAUAUUCCUAUUGGAUUUUGGUGGGCUGUGGUCACUAUGACCACCCUCGGUUAUGGAGACAUGUACCCCAAAACAUGGUCAGGAAUGCUGGUAGGUGCCCUUUGUGCAUUGGCUGGGGUGCUCACAAUUGCCAUGCCUGUACCUGUCAUCGUGAAUAAUUUUGGAAUGUACUACUCGCUUGCCAUGGCAAAACAGAAACUACCACGCAGGAGAAAGAAGCACAUUCCACAGGCUCCCCAAGGUGGCUCACCCACAUACUGCAAGACGGAACUGAACAUGGCUUGUAAUAGUACCCAAGGCGAUGCCUGUCAUGCUAAAGAAAACAGGCUCUUGGAACGCAACAGAUCAGUGUUGUCAGGUGAAGACAGUGGAGGAAGUGACCACACUCUGUCACCUGAGGAAAGGCUCCCAAUGAGGAGAUCUAGUACCAGAGACAAAAACAGAAGAAGUGGAACAUGUUUCUUACUGACGGCAGGUGAUUACACAUGUUCUACAGAUGGAGGGAUCAGGAAAGGAUAUGAAAAAUCCAGAAGCUUAAACAACAUAGCUGGCUUGGCUGGUAAUGCUCUGAGACUGUCUCCAGUUACUUCACCCUACAGCUCACCUUGUCCACUGAGACGUUCUCGAUCUCCCAUUCCAUCAAUCUUGUAAAGCUAGACUGCAUCAAUAAGCCUGGUAGAGUCCAUUCAAUUAUUGUAACUGCAUAAUGGAAGUGAUUCAAUGUAGAAUUAAAACUAGAUACUGCUAGUCCAGUAUAAAAUGUGCAUGCUGUAAACUGUAAAUAUUAGGAAAUAAUUGUUUUGUUAAUGGAAGAUCCCUAUCUUUGGCUUUCAAUGUGAUUAAAAUAGUGUUUCACCAUUAUUUCCUGAUAGCCCUGCAUUAUGGCAAUAAAAGAACAUUUAGUGGCUCUCUAUAUGGCCAGUAUAUUGAAUAACAAAUGUAUUUAUUCAGGGAGAUUAUGUAUAUACUUCUAUUUAGAAAAAAAAAAUGUGCUUCCAAAUGAUAUCACUCCAUUGGACCUCAUGUCUGUGACUUUUAUUCAUUAUGAAGAUGUCUGGAAUCCCGUCUUGAUUCACAUGCGCACCUUCGCAAAACUCGGGCCAGAUCAUUUUUGCAUGGAUCAUCCUGUUUCAUCGUCUGAAAGCGGUGUUGCACAACAAUUUAUUCUGGAUGCAGAUGGCACUGGACAUGUGUGUGCAUUGUACCAUUUGCUAAAAAAGUGCAUUGGCCAACUGUUUUUGCAUGUGGAAAAAUAGUUUGUGACUGGUAUGCUGUUCUACUGCGAAUCCAAAUGUGGCAGGGUUAUAGAAUUGAGGUUUUCCGGUUGUUUACAUGCAGAUAACUGCAAAGAGAUUGUCUUUACUGGUUACACGCAAGCAGAGGCCAGCUCUCUUUCUUAAUGGCUUGGGGAAGGCACAGUCAUGACAGAAAGGUAACAUUGACAUCCUGGCUUGCAUUUUAAGAUGAUGUAGACAGCAACAACAUUUGUGAUUUUCAGUGGUUAAUGACUUUUAAUUGUGUAUAUGGGGGUAAUUCAACAUUUUCCCCCCAGACAAUCUUCUGAAAACACAUUACUUAACAAAAAACACACCUUUUUAAGACUCACAGUACAUGGUAGCAACAAAACUUUAGUUUGUUAAUUAAGGUUUUUUUAAUCUAACACAUGUUCCAAACAAAAACACAUGAUCAAAACAGUGUCAUUUUAUUUGCUGAAAAAACAGAAAGAUUAAAUAUAUUAUUUUUUAUUGUUUAUUUUCCUAAUGACAAUCCCACCAUUACUCAAGAGUAUGCACUUCACAAAUAUUGUUCUUUCAUAUACGGAUUCUAAAUUUAUAAUUCUGAUACAAGAUAUACUAUAACAGGUGAGUUGAAAUGACAUUAAAAGAGCACAUUUGGUGUAUUUCCUCUUAAUUAGUUUUGAGAAAUGAUCACUACACUCUACUCAAAAGCAUAAAGAACCUUUGAUCCAUCACUUUCAAAAGUGAAACCUUUCAGAUAUGAGGUAUGUCCUUACAGGAAAUGACCUGGUAACCAUUGAAUUGGACCUCAUUUGACUAUAUCUAAAGAAUAUAAUCAAUUAAUUAUAUUGCUGUGCGUCACAAAAAAUGAAAGAACUUAAACUCUAAUUAGCAUAGCAUGUUGAACCUCCCCAACUUGGAAUCUGAUUGGCCUUAUCCUAAGCCUAUUGUAGCAGCAACAGGGUUGCUUAGCAACUAGCACAUUCUCAGAGUUUUAAAUACUUCAAUGAUUUAUACUUAAUGAAUUGUACAUUUCUACCGUCAUAGCUUUCUUUAAGAACACAGUUAUGUUCAAUGCAUAUCAUAGGUUUUCACAAUAACUUAAGCAUAUAAAACAUUUGCUAUAUCUAAAUACAACUGCAUCUACUUCAUAUCUUGUAUGUAAUUCAACUGCAUUAAUCUGUUGAAUUACCCCUUAUGUGAUGUUGAGGAUAUAAAGUUUACAUUUACAUAAAAUAUAUAAAUAUAUAUAUACAGAGAGUUAUAUAUAAAUAUAUACAUACGUACUGUUAUAUUAUAGCUGUUGUACAGUAAUAUAAAUUUAACCCUGUAGCAUGAACCUGCAUGUCAUUAAUCUUGUAUAAUAUUAUAUAUUAUCCCAAAUAUACAUUUCUGAUAUUUAGAGAUGUACAUUGUUUAUAUUUUGUUGAUGUCUUCAGAGAUAUUUAUUUUACCAAGGCCAAUAGCAAAGGAAUUAAUAAAAUAUUGGUGCUGCUGUUAUUGACCACAGUGCUAAACAGUAUUUAUCAUGGAUUAACAUCAAAAUGGACAUUGGAUUUUAACCAUAACCAGGACUGUUGUGGAAGGACUUCUGCUCAGAGGAAAAGAUUCACACGGAUAUUGCCUCAGGGGAUGGUCACUGGGAAGAUGGAUGGAUUGAGCCCAACCACACAAAGAGAAGAAACACGAACAGACUUUGUACGGCUACUGCUGCCACAGGCAAAUAUCAGCCUCCAGCAGCCCAACACUGGGACACUGAACAACAGCAACAGAAUUUGUAAAUAUUAACCUGCACGUGGGCUACUGAAAUCUAUCACCUGUGAGCUGAGGCUGAGUCAGAUUGUGGAAUUCAAAGUCAUCAUUGACAUUGUGUUUAAAACCUAAAUACCUAACUCUAUUAUCCAUGAAAUCCCUGCAAUAAAUCUACACUGUAGUGCUGUAGAUGUAUACAAUUAAGGCACAUCAUUAGAAGCAAGAAAAGAUCAAAACAUGUGCUGAGAUUAAUAAAUGUGACAUCUGGUCAUGAAUACUUUA